GCUAAAAGUUUUUCUCUGUCAGUGAAAGAAAGUAGAGUGUAACAUGUGGAUCAGAAAUCAGAGGGGAUGACAAACUUUUUACGGACGUAUGUUUUCAGGAAUUUGUUUUUCUACAUCAUGUCCAGAUGAUGAUGGCAACACUGCAGCUGAAACUUUUCUUGAGUGAUGGGCAAAGGAGUUUUCAUUUAAGACAGAGCGGACCAGGAUCCCUGUACAAGUCUGAUCGCGUUAUUAAUUAAAAUACUUUAACACAUAAUCUACACGUGCGCAUUACUGUGCUUGGAAAUUUACUAGAUUGUAAAGAAAUAUUUUAAACUUCAGCAAAACUGUAUUCCAGAACUGUUAAAUUGGUUUUAUUGACAUUGUAAAACACAACCUAUCCGGUGUAUGUGUUGAACUGAAAUCACGUGCAUCAUGCAGAAGUUGAAUUCGGUUAACAGUCACACGGAGCUCCAGCAGCGGCUGGCCGAUCACGGCGGAUCCGGAGACAGUGCGAUCGAGAACGGCACGAAACACAUCGUGAGCCCCGCUGAACCUGCCGACAGUGUGGAGUGCUCCAGCAGGAAGAUGCUGGUCGGGUUGGACAUCCUCUGUCUGCUCGUGGCCUCCAUUCCGUUCUUCGCCUGUGAGCUCAAAGCUGUGACUCCAUAUAUGAGGGGUUUCUUCUGUGGGGACUCCAGCAUCACCUACCCUUAUAUAGAGAGUGAGGCCAUUUCUGAUAGCAUGCUUAUAGCAGGGGGCAUCAUCAUAACAGGGCUUACGAUUGCUGUUGGGGAGUGUUACCGGGUGCGAUUCAGAGGCGUGCACUCGCGAGCAUUUGUGCGGAACUGCUACGUGUCUUGCCUGUACAAGGAGCUGGGUAGCUUCCUGUUUGGGUGCUGUGUGGGGCAAUCCUUGACCAACAUGGCAAAGCUAAGUGUAGGCCGACUUCGUCCCCACUUCCUGUCGGUGUGUAACGUGACGUACGCUUCACUCAACUGCACACCUGGAACCUACAUCUCAGACAUCGUCUGCAAGAACAAAAAAAAGAUGGUGGAGGAGGCCAGAAAGUCCUUCUUCUCGGGCCAUGCAUCAUUCGCCAUGUACACCAUGCUUUACCUGGCAUUCUACCUGCAGGCGCGGUUGUCAUGGCGAGGGGCGCGGCUCCUGCGACCGUUGCUGCAGUUCAUGUUGGUGAUGUUAGCAAUGUACACCGGACUCAGCCGCAUUUCUGACUACCGCCAUCAUCCCACUGACGUCUUGACCGGCUUCCUGCAGGGAGGACUCACCGCUUACUGGGUGGCCUUUUACAUCUCGUCCAUGUUUAAGACGUCUCGUCCAGACCUGUCCCCUACGAGCCUGUCUCUAGAGAGCCCCCUGUCCAGCCAGCAGACGGUCUGCUAACAGAGCACACCUGGACACAGAGACACCUGAGAGACAUGAAAGAGAUUGACAGUGAAAGUGAGAAGAAAGGGGGGCGUGAUGGAAUGAAGAAGGGGACUUGGACGAAGUUCAUGUCUUGACAAAUCCUCAGAGAAAACCAUUUGUGACCCAGAAAGAAGAAGAGCAGUUAUAUACGUCUAACCCUGCAACAAACCCGUCCGCAAUCUAUCAACCCUCCAUAGAUAAAUGAUAUUUUUAUAUAAAAAGUUUAUCCUUUAUAUUUUUGAAAUGUGUUAUAGUUGAAGCUGCUAAUAACUGUUGUUUAUAAUUUGUCACCUGUAGUCCGUGCUUGUUCUUGUAGUUUCAGUCAGAGAUUCACACUUUACAGCGAUUAAAAUAUAAUAACUGCUUAUUUCUUGCCAUAUGUAAUAGGGGCUUUUGACAUCAGUAUCUCAAGCUAUUUGGUUCGUGUUGAAUGAGGCCCACCAGUCAAAUGUUCUGAAUUGGGAUCUGCCAUUGGGCAAAAAUGGACCAAUUACGACAACACUUUGGCCUGAGACCACACCCCUUUGUUAUUGCUAAAGAGCAGUUCAGUUUGUAGUCCUAAAACCCAGGACAUUAGUUACGUUAGCAAUUUCCAAUUUUAAAACACAAAGCAGAUUUAAAAUGUACAUUUGUGGUAUGACUGUGUGAAAUAUAUGUUGUAGAAAAAACUGUGGUAGUUGUAGUCCCUAGCUUGUAGCUUGUUAGCAACUGUUAGCAACUGUUUUAAUGCAAAAAACGGCUUCUAAAUUCACACCUUUGCGAAACAAAAAGUAAGAUCUCUACAAGUAGUUAUCUGCAGACCUUAUUUUACUCAUAAAUAGAGAACAAGUAUUCUAAAAACAUUGGAAAUUAUGAAGAGAACCCAAAAAUGCUAGUUCUGCAAGUUCUGGGUUUAGGGCUAAAAACUGAGCAGCUCUUUUGCACCUACCUAGACCACACCUCUGGUGUGCUGUUGCACAAUCGUGAUGCCGUGCUGAUUUUAGACACCCUGUGUUUAUUAAAAGCACAGAUUUGGUAUCUGAUUUUAUGCUAAUGCUAUUUAGCUUGACCCAUUGUGUUGUAUUAAAGUGGGCUAAACCCCAUGUUACUAACCACUUCAUGAGUCAGACUACAGAGUGACUGAAAGGAGGUUUAACCGUAAAAUCUCCUCAACCCCUGCAUCUGCACCAUGAGGGCUUGAAUCCCACCCUCAGUAGACCAGGGGUCUAUACCUGUGUACCCUUUACUACUCAUAGCACUUGAAUUACACUAUGGAAACUUCUAAUUACUACAGAUAAUAUUUUAUAUUUUGUUUUGUUUAAUCAGUGUUUUACUUUCUGCCUGCAGUCAGUGCCAUUUGUUGGUGUGUAUGUGGGUUUAAUCCCCCCAAAUUAUAAUUAUUCAGAAUGAAUGUAUAUAAAUCAUUUUAUAAACGAUCCAGAUUUUCAGAAGUAUUAGCAUCAGUUUUGUAAGUUUAUGUUUUACAUGUUUAUAUGUGUUUUUAUCGUUCGUGUUCAUCAAGGAAUGCAGAGUUGUUGUUGCUAAUUGUAAAAGAGACUAGUGACUGAGCCAGAAAUACGUUACGUUGUCAGAAAGCUAUAUUCUACUUAUCUAGUUUCAUUUCAUUUGUUGGUUUCCCCUGUGAAAGCCUAGAAGGCUGAAAUAACCACUGUAUUAAUAAACCAAACCAAUAAAAGGAAUGUUCAAUCUUUGUAUCUAAUUUUGGUCUUCUCUC
Xyrauchen texanus (razorback sucker) is the source of this 3121-nucleotide messenger RNA. Its product is annotated as phospholipid phosphatase 3-like. The transcript is spliced from 6 exons. The coding region runs from base 415 to 1383 and encodes 322 amino acids. Gene Ontology annotation, biological process: signal transduction; phospholipid metabolic process; phospholipid dephosphorylation. NCBI's taxonomy places the organism in Eukaryota, Metazoa, Chordata, Actinopteri, Cypriniformes, Catostomidae. The record is from RefSeq and is a predicted model, not a curated record. Gene Ontology annotation, molecular function: phosphatidate phosphatase activity.